Paramecium tetraurelia is the source of this 2136-nucleotide messenger RNA. RefSeq lists its product as uncharacterized. The record is from RefSeq and is a predicted model, not a curated record. NCBI's taxonomy places the organism in Eukaryota, Ciliophora, Oligohymenophorea, Peniculida, Parameciidae. The transcript has a single exon.
AUGUAUAGUGUAAAUUUUGAUAAUAACAUUAUUAUAUAAUCUGAUAAUUAGUACUUUUAUGUGACUUUUAGCAAUUAUACCGUUUAUAUUUAUAAUCCUUCUUUACCAUAGCAUAUGAGUUUAUAUUAUAUUCUCGAAUUGACAUAACCAAUAAUAUGCACUUCAGCUAUUUUUUUGAUGCAAGACAAUUUUAACUCUGCAGUACUUUUAUAUAACAAUAGUUUUUUCAAACUUAACAAUUUCUAAACAUUCAAUUCCUCAUUUGAUGGAGGCAAUCCAGACGCAUACUACACGAAAACCUACCCCUAAUUGAUAUAUAAUUAUUCUAUAGUUUCAGGAAUAAAUCCAAACUCCUUAUACUAAACUCCUAAUGAAAGUGUUUCUUAUUUAUCAAAUUUUACAACUUUUUAGAAUCAAAAACAGUAGCAAAUUCAACUUACUUAAGAUAAUUUAAUACUUAGGCCUAUAAAUUAGUCAUCUGAAAUUAAUUCAAUUGCAUUUUAAUAUCCUAUCAAUUUAAUCAUUGAUAGACAAGCCAGCGAUUGUUAAUGCAUUUCCCCUUAAUAUUGUUAUAUAGAUUAACCCUCAAGAUUACAUUUUUCAAAUAAUACUGAUAAUUUCACAUUAAUAACUUCUAUUAAUAACUAAUUUCUUGCUUUAUAGAAUAAUGAAACUAUUUAAAUUCUGAAUGGGGAAUUGACAAUCCUAUCAAAUUUUAGUUACUCAUAUCUAAAUUUUAUAGAAUGUCUGAUAUCAACAUCUAAUAAAAACAAUUUGUAUUCAAUCUGUUAUAAUGAUACUUCUUAGUAUUGGCUAACAUUUACAUUAAAUACUUCGGGUAUUGUAUCAAAAUUUGAUCUUAUCUAAUUUAACUAAACAUUUUCAAAAAUUUAAAAAAUUGGCUGCUUAUUAGACUAAAUAUUUAUUUUGGCUAUGUUCAAUAAUAAAGGUUAAGAAUUGUAUUUGUUUAACUCAUUUAACAGCAGCCUAUAACAGUUAUCUGUUUAUAAAAAUAACAAAAGUAUGUGUCAAGAUUUUGAUAUUGGCAUAUUAUAAUCCAAUUCUCUUGAUUUUUAAUCAAACACAAUAAUAUUAUUCAUGACUAAUGGAUUUUAACUCUAUUAUCAAAUGAUGUUUGUUUCAGCUAAUGCCAUUGAACUAUCUUCCAUAGUUUCUUACCAGUUAUAAAUUUGCAAUUAAUAAUUUGGUUGUUUUUUGGCGACCCAAAUAAUUUUUAACCUUUUAAUUUUACAGACUGAAGGUCAUAAUGUAAUUUUGAUAGCAAGUAAUAGCAAUAUAAGUUUCAUAAUAAAGAUCAGAGUACUUAUUGAAUAGAUUUUGGGUUCACCUGCUCUGGCCUCAGUUAUUUAAACCAUUCCAAAUUAUAAUUUAAACAACGAUGGUUAUAUAAUAUACUCUGAUGGCAUUUUGAUGCAAUAAUUUUAAUACUUUUUCAACGAAUACUUUGUUGGAAUUUAUUAUCUAGAUAAUUUAGCACAACUACAAGAUCCAUUUGAACCGAUUUUAAUGUUAGGUUAGUUAAAUACAACAUCCGUUUAAAAGGCAAUGAUUGUAAAUAAGACUAACCCCUAGAAUAUUGGAAUUAUCUUAUCAUUUUUUAACAACUCAAUAUAUUCAUAAGGAUUAAGUACAUGGAACUUAACAAAAAUUUUUUUACAAGUAAAAACGAAAUUAAUGUUUCUAUCUAUUGUGAAAAUUUUUAUUCAUCUGGUACUUAUAAUAUAACAUUUCAUUUGCCUUAAUAGUUUAAUUUUAACUUUAGAAGAUGGGUUUAUAUUUUGCUUUCAAUAAUAGUUGUACUUUUAUUAGUAUUUUGCAUAAGAAUAAGGCAGAAUACAAAGAAUUUAGAAUAUAUAUCAGAAGUUGAAUUAUGAUGUAAACAUGCUAUAAAAAUACCAAUUAUAUUAUGUUUCUAAUCAGUAUUAUGAAUAUGAUUGGGGGGGAGAUAUAUUAGUAUUUUUCUUUUUUUGGACUACUAUUUAUUAAUUAUCACAUCUUUAUCAUUAAUUUGACUUAAAAUUAAAAAUAUCAUUUUUAGAAUAUCCUUAAAAAUAUAAUCAUAAUGAGAAUGUAAUCCAAAAAUAAUAUCAAUUGAAUCUGCACAAUAAUUAAUGA